This is a messenger RNA of Fimicolochytrium jonesii, 1847 nucleotides long. RefSeq names its product exostosin family-domain-containing protein. The coding region runs from base 156 to 1508 and encodes 450 amino acids. Lineage: Eukaryota; Fungi; Chytridiomycota; Chytridiomycetes; Spizellomycetales; Powellomycetaceae. The transcript has 8 exons. Gene Ontology annotation, molecular function: glycosyltransferase activity. The record is from RefSeq and is a predicted model, not a curated record.
ACACUGCUGGGGGAGAUGUUCGCGUGCUCAAUUCCAUCGGGAGCUCCUUUGAAUAUAUCCUACGUCACUGCGAUCGCCUCUCUUCCUUCCUUCCGCUCACUCACUUCUAGUCGACGGUUGAUCAACUACAAACGUUUCCCCAAAGCGGUUUGACAAUGAGUCGGCUUUGUAGGUGUGCGGCGUCCCUCAAGGGGUAUUUGCCAGUUAUAGGGGGGUUCACAAUCAUGACGGUGUUCUUCACCUUACUCCUUACGCUAUUCGCGCAACGCCCGGAGAAGUUGCUUCGUAUCCUUCCCGGAUCCGUAGCCGACCACUUCAACAGGACCGACAAAGCAGCAGAUACACGUCCCUUUGAGGAGUUCGAGUGUCUCGGCGAUGAGAUAACGUCGAACGGCUACAGGCGUGGGUUCCGCUUCCAUGUUUAUGACGUACCAAUGGAACUCUAUCAACCUGUCUUGGACCGCAACCCGCCGUACUUGGAUCCAAAUGAUGGUGAAUCCCAUCAUUCGGCAGAGGUGUACAUCUGGAAGUAUCUGAAACUGCAUCCUUGCCACACGAGUAAGAGAAGCGAGGCAGAUGCUUUUGUGGUCCCAGUAUUGGGCAUAGGGUCUAAUAUGUGGGGCCCUUCCGAUCACAGCGACAAGGUAUUCAAAUGGGUAGCACAGCAACCGGAGGCAGAGAUUUUCAAAGGGCACGAUCAUUACGCGUUGGGGGAGGGCGCUUUGGCAAAUCUGCGCAGCCUCAUGCCCAACAUAAACUACAUUACGCCCGAAAUCUGGAGUCUUCCUGUGGGCUUGACGGGAACAGACGAGAGACUGUUGGAUGGAGAAGUAUUUCGACGAGAACGAAACAGCAUUAUUAUAUCAUACCCGGAUCCACGAUUCGCCAAUAUGGGGGAAGCAGAAGUAAAAGAGCACAUUUCCAACCAUGAUAAACUCGCUGUGUGGAUCGGGACAAUUCCUGCGAAUGCAGCAGCCAUACGGCAAGCUGUUCUAGAUCAAAUGGCUGAUAGGAACGCGAGGCACAAUGACACGCUGGCAGUGCUCAUGACCGAACGCAGAAAAAUUUCCGAUGUACCAGCGGUCAACGAUCGUGGCGUUUUCGGACCGAGCACCGCCGGAGACAUCAGGACAGCACGCCGAUCGUUCUCAUUAUUGAUGGGGGGGACAAUUCCGGUGAUGAUCUGUGACCUGUGCAUCCUCCCAUACGAGGAUUUCGUGGACUGGGAGUCGGUAGCGAUUUUCAUCCCUGAAUCCAAGAUCUUCGAACCCGGCUAUAACUUUGUGGACGAGCUGGCUAAGAUCCCACAGUCAAGAAUAAAAGAGAUGCAAGAAGCUAUGUUGCGAGUGCGCAGGCACUUCAUCUGGCACGAUGGGCCGUCACAACCAGGAGAUGCUAUGGACAUGAUGGUGCGACAACUUGCUCGAGACGCAGUCGCCUUGCGUCGCUUCAAACGCUUUGCGGUAGACGCGUUUGCAAGGCGACAGCACAAACCCGCACCUAUGUAGUGUGACUGCAUGUGAUGUAGUUUAUCGUGAACCGGAGAAGUAGCUACUUAAGACUUGGCCGUUAAACUCUCUUGCAUUGUUUGUCUUCCCUGUAUGCUACGCUUUGGUGCUCUGUUCGCUAUUUUUCUCCCUCCGUGCUCUUAGCGGUCGAAUUCCUUCACUCCUUACGCGGGGAAUCAUGGAGACUGCUGAGUGCAGACCUAAAAGGUUAAGCCCGGCUUCCCUUCGUGUCCACUCCCACUCAUCGAAUAAAUGCGCCCAUGUUAGUCAGGAGUGUAUUGGCAUCGAAGACCACACGUUCCCGUGUGGCAAAGCCAUGUUUGAGAGAUCUGAGCUGUG